AUGGUAACGGUUUACAUGCUAUCCCCUGUUGUCAAGGAGAUGUCAGAGGAACGACAAACGACCACAAUGGAGACUGAGGAAAGCACCUUUGAAGCAUUGGAAAAAGACAUCCAGGAGGUUUUAAAUGAGUUAUUAGGAGAUGAAAAGUUCGAGAAGUUCCGUGUGGAAUAUGAGAAGAUCGCCAAAGCUCUGCGGAAGUCCCACGAGAACGAAAAGAGACUGAUGUCCAAAUGCAGGGAGCUGAACGCAGAGAUAAUGUCCAACACCGUCAAAGUAUCCACAGCCAUGAAACUAGAAACUGAUGAAGAUCAAGCCACAAUCACCUCUCUUAAAAUGGAAAUUGACAAGGCUUGGAAAAUGGUUGAAGCUUCACAUGCAAAGGAGUUGCAGGCAAAAGAAACAAUCCAGAAACUAAAGGAGGAAAUAACCUGUCUCAACAAGCUCAUUGAAAAAGGAGCUGGGGUCUCUGAGGGCCAAGAAUACAGCAUGGGCGAUCUGUUAAAGCUCAAAGAGGACCUGACCAAGCAGAGAGACAAGCUGCAGUCAGAGGUGAUGACACUCCGGGAGAACCUCACUAAAACCACUGAUGCUCAGCAGGAGAUAGAGGCUGAGAAGAACAAAGCGAUGGACACAAUUGCUCAGCUCCAGCAGGACAUCCAGGUGCGUCAGAAUGAGAUUCAUCGGGAAACCAGGAGGAAGGAGAAGUUGGAAAAAGAAGUGAAGCAGCUUCAAACUGACCUGGAGUCCAAACAAUCUGAGAUUAAAUCACUGACUCAGCAGAGUCAGCGUCUGCAGGAUGAUCAGCAGAAACUGGAACAACAGCUCCAGGAACACAAAAUUAUAAAUGAGAAAACCAGUAAAGAAAUGGAACAACUCCAACAUCGAAACAAUAAAAUCCUGCAGGAUAAUGAACAAAACGGCAUCAGCCUAGAGCAACUCUCCCAACAGAACCAGCAGCGAGCAUUGGACCUGAAGAUGAAAGAAGAGGAAGUAACCCAGCUGAAACAGGAGAUCACUAAACUUACCAAAAUGAGAGAAGGGGUGCAGAGGAGACUCAGACAGAUGGAGGAACAGAAAGUGGAGGUGGAGAAUCAGAGAGAAACACUGAAGAAUCAGAUUACUGGACUGGAUAGAGAAAUGGAGACUGCAAAAAAGCAGAUGGAUAUGGACAAGAAGGCUAUAGAUGAACUGGUGCGGGAGAGGGACAUCCUGAAUAAGAAUAUGAUCAAGGCGGCCAAUGAAACAGACAAACAGCAGACCAUUGUUAAGCUACACGAACAGUCAAAGAAGACUCUGGAACAGGAGAUUUUAAACUACAGGGACGAAGCCCAGAAACAGCGAAAGAUCAUCUACCAGCUGGAGAAAGAGAGGGAUCGCUACAUAAACGAGGCCAGUGAGCUCACCAAGAAGGUUCUUGAGAAUAUUGAGGACAUUAAACUGAAGGAGAUGCAUAUAUUUGAGUAUAAGAAGAGAAUCGCAGAAGCUGAAACAAAACUGAAGCAGCAGCAGAACCUCUAUGAGGAUGUCAGGACAGAGAGGAACCUCUUCAGCAAGAACCUGAUUGAGGCCAAGGAUCAGAAUGCUGAGAUGAAACGCAAGGUGAAGAUCGUGAACCACAUGUUCGAACAGCUAAAAGAUGAAAUCACCACAAAAGAGGUGGCUCUAGACAAGGAGCGCCAGGAGUUCCAGCGUGUAGAGAGAGAAAGGGAAAAUCUCAAGGCCGAGCUACAGAAGAUGAGGCAACAGGCUCAGGAGACGAAGCAGUUCAUUGAGAAACAGGAGGCAGAGGAACGCGAGCUGCUGAAGAUCAUAGCAGAGGCUGAUGCUGAGAGGAUUCGGCAGAAAAAAGAGCUCGAUCAGGUGAGAAAUGAGCGUGACCUCCUGGGGAUGCAGUUGAUGAAGAGAAACGAAGCACUGGCAUUACUGUACGAAAAGAUCAAAAUCCAGCAUUCCAUCAUGAACAAGGGGGAUAUUCAGUACAAUGAAAGAUUGGAGGAUAUCAGACUCCUGAAGCUAGAGAUCAAGAAGCAAAGACGAGAAAAGAACAUCCUCAACAAGACCGUCUCUAAUGUGGAGGACCUCAGUUACUUUGUGUUGCAGGAGAAAGAGAAACUUUACGUCGAGCUGAAACACAUCCUUGCUCGGCAGCCUGGUCUGGAAGCAGCGGAAAAACUACAGGUUUAUCAGCGAAUACUCCGGGAGAAGACCAAACAACUGAAGGUCCUAACAGCAGAGCUCAACAUGCACGAGUCCCAAUCAGAAGACUACAAGUAUGAGAUCGAACGUCUGGCCCAUGAACUCCAAGAAGUCAAGAAAAAAUACCUCGCACAGAAACGGAAAGACCAGGAGCACAGGGAGAAGGAGCGAAAUCUCACCCAGGCAGGACAGCCUGUGAUCCAGCCUCAGCGUCCGGACGGCGCUAGAUUCACUGGAGGAGGCUUCAGUUUUAAGCAGCACAACAGGAUGGCACUUCAAGCUCUGGAACAGCAGUCCUGAUGCCCGCCAGAGCCCUCUGAGGACCCUCUUCACCCAUCAUCGCCUCUUGAUAGACCGUAUUUUCUCAUAUUUAUUCAGCUCUAUUGGUCCUGGCCAA
Molecule: messenger RNA, 2593 nt
Organism: Sinocyclocheilus rhinocerous
Lineage: Eukaryota; Metazoa; Chordata; Actinopteri; Cypriniformes; Cyprinidae
Product: cilia- and flagella-associated protein 58-like
Exons: 18
Coding region: 1-2496 (831 amino acids)
Cellular component (GO): cytoskeleton
Source: RefSeq, a predicted model, not a curated record